GGAUCAAUAAGUUGGUCAGAAUGUUCAAGAAAUUUUAAUAGCCAUUGAGUUUUGCCACUUCCUGUGGCACCCGAAAUUAUCAUAGUGAAAGGAGCUGUGAACAUUUUUUUAUUUAACAAUAAAUUCUUGAAAUUAUUUAUAUAGGACCUUAAAUAUGUAUCAAAAAGCAAUUAUUCAAAACGUGGUAUCUACAGCUAGUCUACUUGAAGGUGACAACAAAUUAAAUCUUAAUAAUCUUGCAGCUAAUAUUCCUAAUGCUAAAUAUCGUCCUGAGCGCUUUUCUGCACUAACAUUUAAGAUUAAAGAACCAAUAACUGCUACAGCACUACUUUUUGCAAAUGGAAGAAUAGUUUGUGUGGGAACAAAAUCAUCAAAGGAUUCUAAAAUCGCAAUUCACCAUUUUGUUAAAAUAAUUUCCGCAGCAGCCGAGUUAUUCAUAAAUAUGCACAAUUUUAGAAUUCAGAAUAUAGUUUCUUCGUUUACCUUUGGAGGAUUCAUAAAUAUGCCAGGUAUCUUAAUUAUCUUGUAA
Molecule: messenger RNA, 529 nt
Organism: Meloidogyne enterolobii
Lineage: Eukaryota; Metazoa; Nematoda; Chromadorea; Rhabditida; Meloidogynidae
Source: the annotation of a GenBank genome assembly